Amoebophrya sp. A120 is the source of this 1655-nucleotide messenger RNA. NCBI's taxonomy places the organism in Eukaryota, Dinophyceae, Syndiniales, Amoebophryaceae. The record is from the annotation of a GenBank genome assembly.
CACUGCCUCAAAGCGGGGCCUUUCGGCUAUCUUGCUCAAGCAUGAGGUGGGGCGCCGGCAAUUCCCGUCAAACGGGACGGGCGACAUGCGCGACCCCUGAAAUUUUUUUACAUUUUUCGAAAAUCCGUCCUUAGUAUCGCCAUAUUCAAUCCCACUCUGAUAUUAAUAAAGAUGAGCGCGGUUGCACCGUUUAAGAAAACGACCGAUGGUAUCCCACAGAAAAAGACCGACAGGUCAUAUUUGUAAUGCAAAAAUAAAUACACAGGAAAAUCUGUCAUGGGCGAGGCCAUAACAUCCUGUUUAGGGCAUGCAAUACAGAUUUUUUUGUCUAUUUAUUUUUGCAUUACAAAUAUGACCUGUCGGUCUUUUUCUGGGGGAUAGAUGGCCGCACGACCGACCCCCCCAAGGAAAUAAACCGAGAGCUGCCCGCCGGGAGCACGCGGGAAGAAGAUGGCAGCAGCUCUGCGCUGCCUCUUACUUCUAGCAGCGGGGGUGGUGGAGGUCCUACUGCAGCAGUACCUCCACGAGGCGGCGGGUCCUCAAGACAAGAAUCCACUUCCAUCACCGCACGACAGACGCAGCAACCAGCAACAGAACUGGAGGACUUCACAACGGCAAACAGUACCACUACAACAGCGACAAACCAUAUCAGCGAAAAAAACAACAAACCCUUCAGUACCUCGGAUAAAAUUUUGGACGUUUUGAAUAGCGAGCGAAAUAAUACAGCUACCUCAGCGACGGCGGGUCGUGGUCGUCAUUUACUUGCGGGCAGAGGAGAUUCUUCUUUCGCAACCACGUUUCUUCCUACUGCUACUUCUGUGUCCCCGUAUGACUCGGUUUUGAACCUCGACGGCCGACGGGUUUUGACCUGGAAUGACCAAAGCCUGGUUUACGGCGAGGGGGGUACUAGUACAACUGCUGUUCAAGAAACGCAAGAACAGCGGGGACCCACAGCUUCAACCUCCCCGAAUAACAUCACAACCACAACAAAAAUCGACGAGAGCAAAGUCAGUUUCAAAGACCUCGCUGAGUUUUACCAAAAGCAGUGCUACCAGCUCUCCGUCCCCUGCAGCGGGCAGAUUGUGCUAGGACUCAGGUUGGGCUUGGAAGAACUCUCGUUCUCCGUCAACGGUUUAACAACUGGGGGGAGUAAUCAUGGGAACAACAACAUCUUCGCUGGACCAAAUUUUCUCACCCCCGGCGCCGAUAAUGAGGGGUAUGGAGGUGGUGCAAGUGCAAAUGGAACAACAACAUCAAUAUCCUGAGUAAAAACGUACCCACACCAGAGUUGUAAUGCAGAUUUGCAAAGACAGGAAGACUUGUAAUGCGCAUCCCCAUGAGAGCCCUUUCCAGUCGUGUUUUGGAAUUUGUGACGCUGUGAACAGGAUGAGCAGCUGGAUUUGUGACGCGGCUGCACUUGCUAACCUGCACUACACUGCAGAGCUCAGCUUGUCAUGCGUGACUCACAAAACUCCUAGGUUUGUGUUGCAGAAUCCUCAUCCUAACUCUGGCGUGGGUACGUUUUUACUCAGGAUAAUCAAACACCAACCCCUACUUUCAACAGUCCGCGUCUCCCCUGUCCCUCUGCCCUCUCCUCAAGUGUUUUUCCGCGAUGCCAAAUUGCCUAAAAUUCGUCAAAGCUUUGGAUUUCCGUC